Daphnia carinata is the source of this 1324-nucleotide messenger RNA. It is a transcript of the gene Parp16, whose product is annotated as protein mono-ADP-ribosyltransferase PARP16-like. Bases 299 to 1246 code for a protein of 315 amino acids. Gene Ontology annotation, biological process: endoplasmic reticulum unfolded protein response. The transcript is spliced from 6 exons. The record is from RefSeq and is a predicted model, not a curated record. NCBI's taxonomy places the organism in Eukaryota, Metazoa, Arthropoda, Branchiopoda, Diplostraca, Daphniidae. Gene Ontology annotation, molecular function: protein serine/threonine kinase activator activity; NAD+ poly-ADP-ribosyltransferase activity; kinase binding. Gene Ontology annotation, cellular component: endoplasmic reticulum tubular network; membrane; nuclear envelope.
CGAGCCUUUAACACACGACGUUUCACGUAGACGAUCAUCUUGUUCUACACAAAACCUGAAAACUUUUCCCACAAAUAGUUGAACUUGAGGCUUUAAAUCCAUUGUGUUGGUUUGGGUGUAGCAUCCUGUCGGAAAUGAGCUAAACGUAAACAAACCAGCGUCGUCUGCCCCAUCUUUAAAGCCAAACUGCGACGUGUCAACACAAGAGCUGCUGGUUGGAUCCCCCAGGAACAAGUCAUUAUAAAUCACUACUCCCAAUAACAAUUUAAAAACUGACGCAAGCUACCUGACAAAGAAGAUGAUUGAAACUGAAAUUACAUGUAGUCAAGCUUGCUGUCAUGCAGCCAAUGUUGAGGAACCCAUAGAAGAAUGGAGUGAACUGGAAACUGAGAUGAAAAGAGACUUAUUGGCCCUAGAUUUGCGUAUCUCAUUAUUUGUUGGAGCCGUGCAAAAUUUCAAAUAUGAGUCGCUUCUUAAACCUAUACCUGCAAAUUACCGAAAAAGUGACGGCGAAGCAGAUAUUGAAAUUAUACGAGAACUGGUCUCAAGACUUCCGGAAUUGCCUCUCCUUGAUGUCAGCAACAAACAGGAUCCUGAAAUAGCAAGUUUUAUGAAGACAUUCUUUUUGAAUCACAAUCAGAAGCUCAGCCUAAUCUCUAUAGAGGAGUUUAAACAACAACUAUCCGGACAAAUUGAGCUACAACUUGCUCCAAGAUGGAUUUUUCAAAUUGAUCAUCUCGCCCGUAGUCAGCAGGCCUGGGAGCGUAAAAAAUUAUCCUCUUCUACGUUUUUCGCGUUUCACGGAAGUCGUUUUGAGAACUUCCAUUCAAUUCUGAAUUUGGGCCUUCAUCAACAUCUCAACAAAACCUCUUUGUUUGGCGAAGGAAUUUAUUUAUCGACUGAACAGUCUCUAAGUCUGCAGUAUUCGCCUUCUGGGCAAGGCUGGAAUAAGAGUCAGUUGGGACCAGAGCUAUCAGUACUCGCCGUUUGUGAAGUUAUUAAUCACCCAGACGUGAAAAGAAGAGGUUCGAGACCAUCGGCAGCUGAUUCCGUGAUUCCAGACAAGUAUAUUCUCGUGACUAAUAACGAGCUUGUCCGCCCACGUUAUUUACUAGUAUAUACAAGACCUAAAGUCAAGACAGUUAAAGUAACAAAUUUCCUACAGCGUUACAAAUUUGUUUUGUUCCUCAGUCUCUACGUCUCACUUUUGCUCGCGAUUGGUCUCGCCAAAAAAGUGACUAUUUAAACCGUACUAGCAUGCCUAUUUUUUUUUUCCCAUAAAAGUUGCUUGAUUUUUCUGGUCACACAAUUUUGUUUAUUGCAA